Messenger RNA from Phyllostomus discolor (pale spear-nosed bat), 3005 nucleotides. Its product is annotated as rho guanine nucleotide exchange factor 4-like. Lineage: Eukaryota; Metazoa; Chordata; Mammalia; Chiroptera; Phyllostomidae. The transcript is spliced from 10 exons. The record is from RefSeq and is a predicted model, not a curated record. The coding region runs from base 885 to 2342 and encodes 485 amino acids. Gene Ontology annotation, molecular function: guanyl-nucleotide exchange factor activity; protein binding.
UGAGAACAAUUUUUAUUUGUCAGUUGUACCGCCACAAAACCGGGGGCGGGGUGGUCAGCAGCUGAAGAAGCCAGCUGCUUCUCCGCAAGGACAGAAUGAUGCCCUGAUGGGCAGGGUCCGUGAGGAGGAUCCUGAGUCGCAGCAGCCCUGGAGCGCCUCCGUCCACCCGGGGUGCAAAUCCGGGCCCCACGGCCCUGUCCCGCCGUGGGGCUGGAUGGCCAGUGCCCCGUCCUGUCAGAGCCGCAUUGACUCCUCUGCGGAGUCUGGGGCUGCUGUCAGUCCUGGUCCAGGAAUCAGACGCCCUGGCCCAGCCCCUUGGCUCAGGUACGCGGGUGUCUGCCAGGCCCCACGGCACCCGGGAGCCACCCUCCAUGCACCUGGCCCUCCCGGUUCCCUGAGCCUCCCACGGAGUCGCCCAGGUCAGGGGCCUGCGCUCGCUGGAGUCCCCAUCACUCGCCCGCCCCGCCUCGGUGCGGGGCUGGGGCUGGGAGCCCUGGCGCGCACGUGCCGGCUGCGCAGAAGAAGCCGGCAGGGCGCACGGCGGCUCCGCCCCCUCCGGGCGCUCUUGGCCCCGCUCGCUAGUGUCCCUGCGCCGCGGGAUCUCCGGUGCCGAGCGGAGGCCCCGAGCAAUGGCCAGGGUCCCGCAGGCCCGGCAUCGCCCCGCGGCCCCCGGGAGCGCCCUGCGCGCGGUGCUGCGCUGCAACCUGCCGCCCGGCGCUCAGCGCGUGGUGGUUUUCGCCGUGCUGGCGCUCCUGGUCCUCAUCAACGUCGUGCUGGUCUUCCUGCUGGCCUUCCGCUGACCACCAAGGCCCCGCACCCGGCUCCUCCGGCUCAUCAGCGAUGGCGGUGUGGUCUGCGCGGAAGCGCUCUGGGACCACGUCACCAUGGACGACCAGGAGCUGGGCUUCAAGGCUGGGGACGUCGUGGAAGUGAUGGACGCCACCAACAGGGAGUGGUGGUGGGGCCGCGGGGCCGACGGCGAGGGCUGGUUUCCGGCCGGCUUCGUGCGGCUGCGGGUGAACCAGGACGAGCCCUCGGACGAGGCGGCGCUGCGGCCCGGGGCCGGCGGGGCGGAGGACGGCGGGGCGGGCGCGCAGAGCAGCAGCAGGGACCAGAUGCGCACCAACGUCAUCCGGGAGAUCCUCAGCACCGAGCGCGACUACAUCAAGCACCUGCGCGACAUCUGCGAGGGCUACCUCAGGCAGUGCCGCAGGCGCGCCGACAUGUUCAGCGAGGAGCAGCUGCGCACCAUCUUCGGGAACAUCGAGGACAUCUACCGAUGCCACUCGGCCUUCGUGCAGGCGCUGGAGCGGAGGUUCGACCCGGAGCGCCCGCACCUGAGCGAGCUGGGCGCCUGCUUCCUGGAGCACCAAGCGCACUUCCAGAUCUACUCCGACUACUGCAACAACCACCCCAGCGCCUGCCUGGAGCUCUCGCGGCUCGCCAGGCUCAGCAAGUACACCUACUUCUUCGAGGCCUGCCGGCUGCUGCAGAGGAUGAUCGACAUCUCGCUGGACGGCUUCCUGCUGACGCCGGUGCAGAAGAUCUGCCAGUACCCGCUGCAGCUGGCCGAGCUGCUCAAGUACACGCACCCCCAGCACCGGGACUUCAAAGACGUGGAAGCCGCCUUGGACGCCAUGAAGAAGGUGGCCCGGCUCAUCAACGAGCGGAAACGGAGGCUUGAGAACGUGGACAAGAUCGCCCAGUGGCAGAGCGCCGUGGAGGGCUGGGAGGGGGAAGACCUCCUGGCCCGGAGCUCGGAGCUCAUCCACUCGGGGGAGCUGACGCUGGUCUCGCAGCCGCCGCAAGCCAGGAGCCAACAGAGGGUGUUCUUCCUCUUCGACCACCAGCUCGUCUACUGCAAGAAGGACCUUCUCCGCCGGGACGUGCUGUACUACAAGGGCCGGGUGGACCUGGAGGGCCUGGAGGUGGUGGACGUGGGGGACUGCAAGGACAGGGACCUGCACGUGAGCGUCAAGCACGCCUUCCGGCUGCGCUGCGGCCCCGCGGGCGAGAGCCUCCUGCUGUGCGCCCGGAAGCCGGAGCAGAAGCAGCGCUGGCUGCAGGCCUUUGCCCGGGAGCGGGAGCAGGUGCGGCUGGACCAGGAGACAGGCUUCUCCAUCACCGAGGGGCAGAGGAAGCAGGCCAUGCUGAAGGCCAGCAAACUGCAGGCGGCCGGGAAGCCCAAAGCCCUCGGCCGGCCCUACUACCUGACGCGCCAGAAGCCCCUGGCCCUGCCCACCAGCCCGCCCCGGCAGCAGGCCCUGGUGCUGACCGAGCCCAAGCGGAAGCCGUCCACCUUCUGGCACAGCAUCUCCCGGCUGGCCCCCUUCCGCAAGUGAGACCGCGCCCCCGGCCACGCUGUCUGGACCCGCUCCGCCAGCUGCCCCCGGCCCUCCCCACCCCUGGGCCUCUGCCUGGCCUGCAAACCGCCAGUGAGCAGGGCUGAGCGAGGGAGAGCCUCCUGCCUCGGGACACACCAGGCUCCGCCCCCUCGACGGACGCACAGGAGACACCAGCUGGAGGGGCGGGGCCCCGGCCCGGGAUCCGCCCCCCAGGCCGGGCUGACGCAAGAGAGGACCCGCCCCUGGGCCCUCUGCUCUGGACUCUCAUCAUUCCACCGCCUCCUCCUGGUCCCUCCGGGCAGGAGGAGGCCGGAGCCCGCCCGCCUGUCUGGCCCCCAGGUCCCCUCCCCUGGUUUGGCGCCAGUAGCGAACACUGUCGGGAGCACCCCCCGAUGGCUGUGUGCCGACUCCAGAACCUGGUUCUGUUUGCGGGGACCCUGCUUUUGUGGUGACGCAGAAGGAGAACGGAUGGACACAGGACGGUGGCCUUACCCCGGGGGAGCGUGGGAAGCCGUGAGGACAGAGUGCCUGGGCCCACUGCUGGCCUGCCCGCCCAGAGCCCCCCGCCCGGCCCCCGCAGCAGCCGACGGUCGCUCGUACUCCUCUGCCUCCCCCCGCCCGAACCCACAUUUAGUUUCAUAAAGAAAUUCAUGGAGACGC